Messenger RNA from Leptonychotes weddellii (Weddell seal), 3234 nucleotides. NCBI's taxonomy places the organism in Eukaryota, Metazoa, Chordata, Mammalia, Carnivora, Phocidae. The record is from RefSeq and is a predicted model, not a curated record.
AUGGUCAGGGGCCUUGGAGGCCAGGGUGUUGGAAAGGGCAUGCGAGUGAGAGCUGAUGCCAGUCAGAUUAUGGCAGAACUGGACUCGAAAGCCCAUAACAGUGGUGAAGACUCAGAUCUAAAGCAAAGGAGGAGGUCACGCUCACGCUGUAACACGAGCAGUGGGAGUGAAUCAGAAAAUUCUAAUAGAGAACACCGGAAAAAGAGAAACAGGAGGAGCCCUGAUAUCCAAGCAAAAGAAGAGUUAUGGAAGCAUAUUCAAAAGGAACUUGUGGAUCCUUCUGGAUUGUCUGAAGAACAAUUAAAAGAGAUUCCAUAUACUAAAGUAGAGACUCAAGGUGACCCAGUCCGCAUCAGGCAUUCCCAUUCGCCGCGAAGUUACCGCCAGUAUCGCCGGUCCCAGUGUUCAGAUGGAGAGCGAUCUGUUCUCUCGGAGGUGAAUUCAAAAACGGAUCUUGUACCUCCACUCCCUGUGACCCGUUCUUCAGAUGCUCAGGGUUCUGGUGGCUCCACGGUUCAUCAGAGAAGAAAUGGAUCUAAAGAUAGCCUGAUUGAAGAAAAAUCUCAGACAUCUACAAGCAAUCUAGCUGGAAAACACACGGCAAAAACAGUCAAAACUGUCCAAGCUUCACGCCUCAAGAUAGAGACUUGACGAUGCCCGGGCAGAGGGGCCUGGGAUUGGGGGUGGGAGGGGGGUGUGCCACCUGUACCUUCAAACUGUGAAUUGUAAUUAUUCAAGUAUCUUGGACCUGCAAGUGCUUCUUCGGGGGAAAAAAAAAAUCCAACCUGUUGCGUCUUUUAAAGGUUUAACAGCAUUAUUUGUGCAGAAGGGCCUUUUUUUUUUUGGUAACUGGAGUAGUCUUGUGAAAACUCAUUCACUGGAUGCCCUACUUUCCUUCCCGGAGACUCCCAAGUAUCUUGUGUCCACGACCAAGACCAGAUGCUUCCCAUCAAAGCUCUGGCAUCCAGGUGUGCAGCUGCCUAGCUGUGCAACAGCACACCAAGUGGAUGAAAGGGUCCUUCCCACCUCUAGGUGGAUCUCAGCCUGUGCACAGAUGUCUGAAGACUGAGACAUCACUUUCAGACUGCAGAUGUUUUUAUUCAUAUAAAUAUGUUCUUUGUAAGACUGUAUUUUGUGGUAUUAAGUUCCACUGGUUAUUUACAAAUGUAAAAAGCUUUUAAGUGUUGCUUUUAAUUUCUAGUGUCCUUGUGUUUUCAGAAAACAGACUGUGUGGAUUUCAGCUGACCUCAGCUUAUGAAUUCACGACCCUCAACCACAAAUGGUCCCUCCAUCCUGCCUAGCUACCGAACUCCCCCAAAGAUGAAUUCAUUUGAGGGUGACUAUCACAGGGAAAGUCAAGUACUCACGCAGGACAUCUCACCACCUCCCUCCCACCACCUCCUCCAGAGCUGCCACCAACACUACCCGUCCCCACACCCAUGCUCUGGAGCCCGGUCUCCUUUGGCCUUAGCUCUGUCACCUUACUCCUCUCAGCUAGAUCCUUGCGACUUGGUUUAAACUGUUAACUCUCCCACCAAAAAAAGCCAACCAACUUUCACAACCACAAAUCCCUCCCCAGUUCUCUUUCUUCAAGUUUCUCAAAAGGGUUAUCUGUAGCCUGUGUCCUCAAUCCAUCUCCUAAUCUUGAUUUUAAACUGCUAAGAUUCUCCCCCACUGCUCCACUACAGACCUCACUAAAACUACUUUGUGUACCAAAUCCCAAGGGUAACUUUUAGGCUGCCUUGCAACAUUUUUAGUGCAGUAUUCCAUUGUUUUCUACAUUUCUCACCAUCCUUUACUGCUCUUCAGUAAGACGCUAUUCUACCUCGCCAAUUUCUAACUCAAAAGCUCAGUCCUCUCCCUGUAGGUGGAUCUCAUUUAUGCCCAUAGCCUUAAAGUAUUCCUAUAGCUUAGUCUAUAGAUCAGUGUUCUGCCAGAAGGCCACUUAAGAUGUCUCCAAGGCAAUCCCAAUUCAACUAGUUUAAAAUGCUGCUCUCUGGCUGGAUUUAGGACCAUUAUGCUUGUGAAUGUGCAAGACCACACACCUAGCAGUCGUUAUAGACACCUCCCCUAUUACCAAGUCCUGUGAGCUUUGCCCUCUACAGCUAAUGAUCUCCACAAAUUUUACCACCCUGGUCCAUGGUGUUUGUCUCUUGCCUAGACAACCGCUGUAUUCUCCAACUGGUCCACCGCAUCCUUUCUCUGACAGAUAUUAACUAUCCUAGGUUUCCCCUUGCUGUAAACAAAGCCGUAAAUGAUCUGGUCUCUUACCUGCUGUUUAGGCUCGUUUUGUAAUACUCUGGGCUCAGCUAAUAGCCGCCUUCAAGCCUCAUUAAGCACUCAUUUAUAAAUCAGGGCACUUAAGAGGGAAAGUAACUACAACUAUCACAAAUCUGGACCUUUUCUAGCCCAAGGCCUCUGCACAUGCCAUCCCCAACUUUGCCUUGCAAAAAUGACACCUACCCUUAGGCUCAACUGCUUUCUCAGGUUUCUUUGUCUUAGUCAACUCAUGCAUGGGACUUGUCUCACAAAGUAAGUUUUAUAUUUGCAAUGACAUUUCUGCCAUUCAACUCUCAGCUUCCAAAGGGAGGAACUGUUUUGCUCACCCUUGUGUUCCCACUUCCUAGUACAUUAUUGAAAAGUUCAAUAAAUUUUUUCAAUGCUCAGACUAUUUGUUCUUUCCUGAAAAGUGAAGGCAGAGGAUGCGCUGACUGACAUCUAGUAAAAAUAAAAAUGCAGUGACAAUGUAAAACACCUGUGACCUAGAAACCAGCUAGUCUAGUUCAGUUCAGUUCAUCAUGCAGAAGGCACUGAAAGAAAGCACUUAUUUCUCCUUGGGUGUAGCAUAAACCUCUAUCUCACAAGGCUAUUCUUAACUGGUUGCGCUGAAUACUAAUCUUAACUACUGAGAUUUAACCAUUUUGAAAUUGCUGGGGGAGGAAGGAGAAACCCUUCUUUUCCCUUUGAUCUUUCAGUGAAGAAUGCUAUUUGCCGGUAGUUAAUUACUUAAUACACAAGCCUCCACGAAGCACAAUGAAAUAUUUAUUUGUAGCCCUACUGUUUUAAGUGUGUAUUUAUAGACUGUCCAAAAGCAGUAAUUUUAGUACCCCUCAGGCUCCUGGGAGUCUUAAAUGAUCCAAGCAACUCUUGUCAAGAUUUCCUAUGAUGUUUUUGAAUUCUUCAUCAAGGACAUCCUAAAAAACAAAAUAAAGCAUUCAAUUUGACAAGCAAAUA